Molecule: messenger RNA, 1886 nt
Organism: Chanos chanos (milkfish)
Lineage: Eukaryota; Metazoa; Chordata; Actinopteri; Gonorynchiformes; Chanidae
Product: patatin-like phospholipase domain-containing protein 2
Exons: 9
Coding region: 209-1369 (386 amino acids)
Biological process (GO): lipid homeostasis; triglyceride catabolic process
Cellular component (GO): cytoplasm; membrane; lipid droplet
Molecular function (GO): triacylglycerol lipase activity
Source: RefSeq, a predicted model, not a curated record
UACCGUAUGACAGGUGGCAUACGGUCUUUUGAGAAAGUAGAAUACGUGACAUUUUGACGUAAUGCAUAUUAAAUUAUGACAUGUAUUUACUAUUAAAGUCUUUUGCUACUUGCGUAUGUCUAUAGGCUGUAGCCUACUGCAUUACUGGAAACACGUGUUAUUUGUAUAUUUUUAGGCUAUCAAAAAGACGUCUCGAAUUGGCUGGAUAAUGGAGCUGGAUAAAGAUUUAAAUAUGUCGUUCGCUGGUUGCGGGUUUAUGGCAGUGUAUUACUUUGGCGUUUACUGCUGCUUUUUGGAACGAGCAAAUAAUUUUAUUGAUAGGGCUGCAAAAAUAUCAGGGGCCUCGUCGGGUGCUCUAACCAGUGCCAUGAUAGUCUGUCGAAUGUCCCCAGCCAAGUGCUGUGAACAUUUAAUGGAAAUUGCUAAAGAAGCCCGAAAAGGCACCCUGGGUCCCGCGCGACCGUCAUUCAACUUGCUGAAAAUUGUGCGUGAGCUCUUGAACCGUGACUUGCCUGAAAACUCUCAUCUCCUUGCCUCUGGAAGACUUCAUGUGUCCGUCACACGUGUGUCUGAUAGGAGAAACGUAUUGAUCUCAGAGUUUGAAAGCAAACAGGACCUUAUUCAGGCUUUGGUGUGUAGCUGUUUCUUCCCUCUAUUCUGUGGUGUGAUUCCUCCCAGUUAUCAGGGAGUUCGUUAUGUGGAUGGUGCUUUGAGUGACAAUCUUCCUUAUUCCGAGCUGAAAAACACCAUCACAAUUUCAGCAUUCUCUGGAGAGAGUGACAUCUGCCCAAGAGAUGGUCCUGUUUACUUUCAAGAAGUCUAUCACAACAACGUCAGCAUAUACGUCAACUAUGACAAUGUGUUCUGUGUGGCCAGUGGCUUCUUCCCUCCAGAACCUGAGAUUAUGGCUGAGAUUUGUCAGAAUGGAUACAGGGAUACACUCUGCUUUCUGCUGAAGAACAAUCUCAUAAAGUACUCAUUAUCUGCUGUCACCCUGACCGACAUGUCACCCACUGAUUAUGAAGAGAUAAAGCAGCAAACAAAGAACACAAGCAAGAGGAUGGAGACUCAGAGGCCUCUGAAUAAACAGCACUGGCCGUUCGAUGAUAAAACUGUUUGCCUACUAUCUGAGCCUAUGAAAAAAGUGUUUUGCAAAGCCAGUGAAGAGUUUCGGAGGCAGUUUUUCGUGGUGAGGCUGGUCUCCUUCAUCCUGCUUCCCUGUACACUCCCUCUGGAAGCAGCCUACGUCACAGCUCAGAGGUUGGGUAACUGGAUCUCAGAGUGGCUACUCAAACUGCUGCACUGGUUCUGGGAGUUUCCUCAUCGUUUGUGCAAACGAACAGACUCCAAACGUGAGAAAGCUCUGUAGAAGUGUCGCAGUUUGUUUUCGGGCUCUUGAUCACCAGGAUUCCUCCACCCUGGGCCGACGCGGAUUCUUCUGGAAGAGAUCCGCUGCCUAAGCACCCUCACCAACAGCUGUUUCAGUCACAGCUUCCUUAAAAUCUCCUCUACUUACCACUGCCCAACAGGAGCACAAAAUACCCACAAGUGUCAGAAAAACAACAACAACAAAAAAAUCUUCUCUAAUUUGACAAGAGGACAAAGCCAAGGUGUAAAGAAAAGUUUCAACUGGAAAAAAGAGGAAAGACUAUUUACAGAAGAGCAAUACUACACAACAAUUUCAAAUGGUUAAGAAACUGAAAUUCAAAAGACUCACAGGGAGUACUUGGAAAACACAAAUAUUUAAUGAGAAAACAUCUAAAAGUCAUUGGUAAAACAAAAAUAGCACCUUUCUGUGCAUGACAACAAAUAUACAAAAUAAGAUAGUGUGUGUGUUAAGAUUGGUGUAACUCUUUUGAACAAUGCAAAGUGACAAUACUUCCAAC